AUGGGUGCCUAUAAAUAUUUGCAAGAAAUCUAUCGUAAAAAGCAAAGUGAUGUUAUGCGUUUUAUAUUUCGUAUUCGCACAUGGCAUUAUCGACAAUUAGCUGCCAUUCAUCGUGCACCAAAAUCAACACGACCUGAAAAGGCUCGUCGUGUUGGCUAUAAAGCUAAAGCCGGAUAUGUUAUCUAUCGUGUGCGCGUUCGACGUGGUUCACGAAAGAAACCAGUACCAAAAGGUCAAGUCUAUGGUAAACCAAAACAUCAAGGUAUAAAUCAAUUAAAAUUCCAACGUUCAUUACAAUCAGUUGCUGAAGAACGUGUUGGACGUCGUUGUCCAACAUUACGUGUUCUUAAUUCAUAUUGGAUUGCACAAGAUGCAACAUAUAAAUUUUAUGAGGUUAUUCUUAUUGAUCCAUGCCAUAAAGGUGUUCGUCAUGAUCCACGUAUUAAUUGGAUAUGUAAAUCUAAUAAGAAACAUCGUGAAUUACGUGGUUUAACAUCAGCUGGACGAAAAUCUCGUGGACUUGGUCAUGGUCAUCGUUAUUCACUUACAACAGGUGGUUCACGUCGAAAAUGUUGGAAACGUCGACAACAACUCAGUCUUCGACGAUAUCGUUAA
This is a messenger RNA of Rotaria sordida, 615 nucleotides long. The record is from the annotation of a GenBank genome assembly. Lineage: Eukaryota; Metazoa; Rotifera; Eurotatoria; Philodinida; Philodinidae.